UAAACUCCAAAUAAUUGAAACAACACUCGCUUCGUGUUGUGCUAUUUUUGAAAGAGGGAAAAAGAGGGUUUAGGGUUUUGUGAGCGAGCGAGAAACGACACACAGUACACGAUGAGCAUGAGCAGGAGCUUGGGGAUUCCGGUGAAGCUUCUCCACGAAGCGUCGGGUCACGUGGUCACGGUGGAGCUCAAGAGCGGAGAACUCUACCGAGGCAACAUGAUCGAGUGCGAGGACAAUUGGAACUGUCAACUCGAAAGCAUCACCUACACUGCAAAGGAUGGAAAAACAUCACAGCUUGAGCAUGUGUUUAUUCGAGGCAGCAAAGUCAGGUUUAUGGUCAUACCAGACAUGUUGAAGAAUGCUCCUAUGUUUAAGCGUCUUGAUGCAAAAAUCAAGGGCAAAGGUGCAUCUCUUGGUGUUGGUAGGGGAAGAGCAGUUGCAAUGCGAGCUAAGGCUCAAUCGGCUGGCCGUGGAGCUGCACCAGGAAGGGGUGCACCACCAGUGCGGAGGUGAUCACAAAAUCUAUAGUCUCUGUUGUCUCUAUUUUCCCUGUUUGUUAAGCAUGAUAUUUAGUUUGUUGAAGGAGUUCAUGAGGGAAAGAAAUUCAAAUAGAAAGUGCUUAUCCAGAUUCCGUAGAACACUGACUUUAUGGACAGUACUGAAUGCCAAAUUUAUUCUCUUCACCUCCACUCUUGAUCUAGUAUUGUUUACCUGGCUGGUAGAAUUUUCUCUAAGGCAGUGUUUGGCCA
Lotus japonicus is the source of this 749-nucleotide messenger RNA. Its product is annotated as small nuclear ribonucleoprotein SmD3b-like. Gene Ontology annotation, biological process: RNA processing; spliceosomal snRNP assembly. NCBI's taxonomy places the organism in Eukaryota, Viridiplantae, Streptophyta, Magnoliopsida, Fabales, Fabaceae. Bases 112 to 513 code for a protein of 133 amino acids. Gene Ontology annotation, molecular function: RNA binding. The record is from RefSeq and is a predicted model, not a curated record. The transcript has 5 exons. Gene Ontology annotation, cellular component: U4 snRNP; precatalytic spliceosome; U1 snRNP.